AAAAUUCUAUUAAAUACUAACUAAUUAAAAGUUAAUUUAUUUUAAAUGGAAGAAAAUAGCUGCUUAUCGAAGGAAUUUUAACUAUUUCUUGAAAAUAACAUCAAGGAUUAUAAAAAUUUUAAAUGCAAAGCUGCAGUUCUUUCCAAUUUUGGUGGAUGCCUGGUUGCAAAAUAAUCUGUUAAUGAAGGAGAAGAACUUCUUCGUAUUCCUGAAACAUUAUUUAUUACAUUGAGUGUUGCAAUUACUAAAUUACCCAUAUUAAGAGAAGUCAAAAGCAAUUUGAAUGUAUAAAAAAAGAGUAUACUGGCUUUCUUCUUGUUCAAAGAAAAAAAAGAUGCAUCCAGCUUUUAUCAUUGCUAUUUAAAUUCAAUUCCUAAAUAAUACACUAACACUAUCACAUGGCAAGAAAUCUAAUUUAAUUUGCUUAGAGAUGAACUAAAAACCAAGCAUUAAAAGAAGUAAUAAAAAUUGCUCUCUGAAUUUGAUGCUAUUAAAAAUUACAUCUCUUCAAAUAAAGACUACUCUCAUAUAUUUGAAGGAAUUAAUGAAGCAGAGUUUUUAUAAUUGGUAGCUAUGAUAGAGUCAAGAACUCUCUUUUUUAAAAAUGAGCAAGAUUCUACUUCUGAAGUUGGUGCAAUGAUUCCUUUUUAUGACCUUGCAAAUCAUACUUUUAUGGAAGGAAUUGACCAUUUCAAAUACUUCUAUUUUGAUUAAAUUAGUAAAGAAUAUGUAAUGAGGGCAUACAAACAUUUUGUUGCAGAAGAAUAAAUUUUUAUAACUUAUGGAAAUUAUAAUAAUGAGCACUUUUUAGAUUAUUAUGGAUUUAUUCCAUUUAACAAUUAAAGAGAGGCUUUAUAAUUCACAAUAUAAUCUGAUUAAUUGCCCAAAAUACUUGGCAAGGACUUUACAAAAAAGUUAAGAGAAAAUAGCUUAAUUGGUUAGCAAAUCCUCAAUCAUUUUUAUGCAGGUCAAAAUUUAAAACCAAAUAUUGUAAUUGAAAUAGAAGAAGCUAGUUAAUCAUUUAGUUGGGAAACUAUUACUUUCUUGUAAGUUUUUAGUCUAGACUUGGAUAUAAAUUAGCUAAAGACUACAUCUGAAACAUCAAAAUAAAAAUCUAAUAAAUUUGAUAAUAAAUCUUCAAAAUAACCUGCAAAAAGUACAUCUUAAAAGAGCUAAUUAGCUGCAAUACUAGAAGCCUUUAAUUCUAAUUAAAUAGAAAACUAGAGCUACUUCAACUAAUAACUAUAUAAAUAAUAUGCUUAGAACAUAAAAUAAUAUUUACAAUCACUCUAUAAAGACAUUAAAUUUAGUGAAAAAAGUAUUGAUAUCAAUUAAAAUUAGUUUUGCACACUUCUGGCAACAGAUUUUACCUAAAAGGAAAUGAAAAUAGUUGAUAACUGCAAAUUCUGA
Messenger RNA from Tetrahymena thermophila SB210, 1410 nucleotides. RefSeq names its product SET domain protein. NCBI's taxonomy places the organism in Eukaryota, Ciliophora, Oligohymenophorea, Hymenostomatida, Tetrahymenidae. The record is from RefSeq and is a predicted model, not a curated record. The transcript has a single exon. Gene Ontology annotation, molecular function: protein-lysine N-methyltransferase activity. Gene Ontology annotation, biological process: peptidyl-lysine trimethylation; peptidyl-lysine monomethylation.